Drosophila subobscura is the source of this 2224-nucleotide messenger RNA. It is a transcript of the gene Slh, whose product is annotated as protein sly1 homolog. Gene Ontology annotation, biological process: endoplasmic reticulum to Golgi vesicle-mediated transport; intracellular protein transport. The record is from RefSeq and is a predicted model, not a curated record. The coding region runs from base 149 to 2065 and encodes 638 amino acids. NCBI's taxonomy places the organism in Eukaryota, Metazoa, Arthropoda, Insecta, Diptera, Drosophilidae. The transcript is spliced from 5 exons. Gene Ontology annotation, molecular function: syntaxin binding. Gene Ontology annotation, cellular component: Golgi membrane; cytosol.
ACUAAAUUUGGCCAAACGCGUCUGUCUUAGGCGCUUGUGACGUGUUGUUUUUUUUAUAAAAUAUGUUUUGUAUCCAUUAAAAGAUAAAUACAUUAUACAUCAAACGCUGCUAUAGCUUACUUUUGCCGGGACCCACACACCAAGCACAAUGUUGACCCUAAGGGAGCGUCAAAUAAAUGCUAUUAAGCAAAUGCUUAAUUUAAACUCGCAGCAGCCCAAGGCCCUGGCAGCGGAGCCCGUUUGGAAGAUCCUCAUCUACGACCGUGUGGGACAGGACAUCAUCUCGCCGGUCAUCUCCAUCAAGGAGCUGCGUGAACUGGGCGUGACAUUGCAUGUACAACUCCAUUCGGAUCGCGACUCCAUACCCGACGUGCCGGCCAUCUACUUCUGCCUGCCCACCGACGAGAAUCUCGACCGCAUCCAGCAGGACUUCUCCAACGGCCUGUACGACAUCUAUCACCUGAACUUCCUGGCGCCCAUUACGCGCACCAAGAUCGAGAACCUGGCCGCCGCCGCCCUGCACGCCGGCUGCGUGGCCAACAUCCACAGGAUGUACGAUCAGUACGUGAAUUUCAUCAGCCUCGAGGACGACUUUUUCGUGCUGAAACACCAGCAGAGCGACCAGCUGUCCUACUACGCCAUCAACCGGGCCAAUACGCGCGACGAGGAGAUGGUGGCGCUAAUGGACUCCAUUGUGGACUCACUCUUCGCCCUGUUCGUCACUCUGGGCAAUGUGCCCAUCAUCCGCUGUCCACGGAACUCUGCCGCCGAGAUGGUGGCCAGGAAGCUGGAGAAGAAGCUGCGCGAAAACCUCUGGGAUGCACGCGCUAAUCUGUUCCACAUGGACGCCACCCAGGCAGGCGGCGGAGUGUUCAGCUUCCAGCGGCCUGUUCUGCUGCUGCUGGACAGGAAUAUGGAUCUGGCCACGCCGCUGCAUCACACAUGGUCGUACCAGGCAUUAGUCCACGAUGUUCUGGACCUCGGCCUGAACCUGGUCUACGUCGAGGAUGAGGCGGCAGGAGGAGCCCGAAAGAAGCCGAAGGCCUGUGAUCUGGACCGCAACGAUCGCUUCUGGAUGACCCACAAGGGCAGUCCCUUUCCCACGGUGGCCGAGGCCAUACAGGAGGAGCUGGAAUCCUAUCGGAACUCGGAGGAUGAAAUCAAGCGCCUCAAAACCUCGAUGGGCAUCGAGGGAGAGUCGGACAUUGCCUUCUCGCUGGUCAACGACACCACGACACGCCUCACCAACGCCGUCAACUCGCUGCCGCAGCUGAUGGAGAAGAAGCGGCUGAUCGACAUGCACACCAAGAUUGCCACUGCCAUCCUCAACUACAUCAAGGCGCGCCGUCUGGACUCGUACUUUGAGAUUGAGGAGAAGGUCAUGUCGAAGCAGACGCUGGACAAGCCGCUGCUGGAGCUGCUGCGGGACCCGGAGUUUGGCCAGUCGGAGGACAAGCUGCGGCUGUUCAUCAUUUAUUACAUCUGCGCCCAGCAGCUGCCCGAGUCAGAGGUGGAGCGUCUCAAGGAGGCCCUGCAGGCCGCCGGCUGUGACUUGACCGCGCUGGCCUACGUGCAGCGCUGGAAGGCGCUGAUGAAUCGCUCGCCCGGCAUCAGCCAAGCCACCCAGUACGAGGGCGGCGGCACCAAAACCGUUUCCAUGUUCACCAAACUUGUCUCGCAGGGCAGCUCCUUCGUCAUGGAGGGCGUCAAGAAUCUGGUUGUGAAGCGGCACAACCUGCCUGUCACCAAGAUCACGGAGCAGGUCAUGGAGUGCCGCAGCAAUGCCGAAACGGAUGACUAUCUGUAUCUGGACCCCAAGCUGCUGAAGGGUGGCGAUGUGCUGCCCAAGAAUCGUGCCCCAUUCCAGGAUGCCGUCGUCUUCAUGGUCGGCGGCGGCAACUACAUUGAGUACCAGAAUCUGGUGGACUUCAUCAAGCAGAAGCAGACGUCCAACGUGCAGAGGCGCAUAAUCUACGGCGCCUCCACGCUGACCAACGCGAGGCAGUUCCUCAAGGAGCUCUCCGCCCUGGGCGGCGAGAUUCAAUCCCCCGCGACGACAAGUUAGGAGCGGCUGCUCCGAUUCCAUUGCUGCUGAGCGGGCAACUGGACAGGGAUUAGCAGGGCAGGUCAGGGCAGGACUGGGCUGGGUGCAUGUGUCCGAGUGGCUUCUUUCUUUUUACUUUAAGAAUAUCCAAAAAUAAAUUAAAUGCAAGGCAAAAGAAAA